GAAGAAGAGGAGAGAUAGAUUCAUCCCUUCUUCGUUUUUUAUGCGGCUGCGACGAUCAUGGGUGCUUUCCUGUGGAGCUCCAGCACCUCGAAGAGAGCUGCCAAGGAUCGAGUAACUCUUGAUGAGGAAGAAGUCGAGGAGAUGGAGCGCCAUCCUUCUCCUCUUCCUCCCCCUCCUCCUCUUGUGCUCCACAGCAUCGAAGCCGCGUGCCUGGAGGAGCUCCUCUUCGAUCCGGAAGCCGACUACGCCCAGGUGCUAGAGGAAGCUCGGAGCUACGCCAAGCAAGCAGCCGCAUCCAACAAGAGAGCGAUCCACGAGGACGGCAAGAACCACCAAGAACACCAUCCAAAAUCUUCCAAGCAGAGCACGAGCAAUGGAAAGUACCAGCGGACAGCCAAGGUCUACUUCGUGCCCCCUCCUAUUCUCGACGAUCACAGCCGGCGCCAGCAAUCCCCCGCCAAGAAAAAGAGGACGAAAUCCUGGUCCUGGAUCGAUCCGCUGCUCCUACUCUGGCGCAGCGGCCACAAAUCCUCGCGGAGUCACCACGCCGGCGCCAAGAUCCAGAGCUCCUCGCGAAAUCACCACGACAAGAUCAAGAUUUCCGAGAAUGCGCCCCGGAGGAAGAAAUCCAGCGCCUCCGGCCCACUGCCGCUCUACACUGAUGGAAAUCGCGAGAAUCCACGACCGUGGCACAGGAACUGGAGUAGCAGCAUUGAUUCGCGAGGCCAAUCCGGCCCCCUGGCCGCCAUCUCUUGCAGCGCCAAGCAAGACGCUGCCUCGCCCUACGUCCCAUUACACCACUGUACGAACGGCCCGCCAAGAAAGUGGACAAGUGGCCCAUUGUACGUAACAUCGUGACCUAGGAUCGAACGGUUCCCGCGCUUUGCUC
Messenger RNA from Selaginella moellendorffii, 889 nucleotides. RefSeq lists its product as uncharacterized. The record is from RefSeq and is a predicted model, not a curated record. Lineage: Eukaryota; Viridiplantae; Streptophyta; Lycopodiopsida; Selaginellales; Selaginellaceae. The transcript has 3 exons. The coding region runs from base 58 to 858 and encodes 266 amino acids.